GUAAUCAACAUGGCGGCUGUGGAUCAAUCAACAUAUGAAGCAUUCAUGGGAGGGACGGAAGUUUAUGCCAUGGACAUGGAUGAUAAGGUUAAAGGGGUUCACUUGAGAGGAACAAAGUAUACAGUUUCCCAAGAUGGUCUGUGUCCUCGUUGCGGAAAUUCAAACAGGCUCUAUGUGAUCUUGGAUAAAUUGUUUCCGAUGGGUGAUAUGCCUGAAAUUCUUCACACGCUGAUAGCUAAAGGAAGAGCUAUUUUGUGGUCAAGUCAAGAAAAGGAAGGAUAUCGGGACCCACCUACAUUCCUAUGCCGAGGAUUUUGUCCGCCUGACCCUCUGGGAGCUGGAUUUAAUGUCAACUGGGACAAUGUCUCACUGAAUCAGAUUUUAGAAUCUCUGGACAAGCCAGUACAGAAGGCAAUAAAUCCUGUUUCAAGCUCAGGGGAAAGCAGCAUUCAAGUUGAAAGAUCAAGUCAAGAUGAAUCUUCUGAUAACUCAAUGCAAGUUUUGGAUGAAUUUCGAGCAGAAAAAAGUGAUGAUGAAAGAAAUCUGACUCAAACUUCAGUCAUGCAAAGUUCGUCAGACAAGGAGGAAGAAACUGAGGAAGACGAUGAUGAUGAUGAGGAGGAGGAGGAGGAUGAUGAUGAUGAUGACGAACUUGACGAGGAAGAACUCAUCAAACAAAUGCUUGCAAAAGAGCAGCAAAAGCUUUCCCAGGAAAACAACCAUGAUGAUACCGAUGACAAUGAAAAUGAAGAGACUGAUGCUCCAUCAGCUCCUUCUGAUUCUGAGCAUUUUUCGGAACAAACUACUUCAUCUAGUGAUGUGAUUGGCUCAACCACCACUGUAACAACAUCAGCAACUGGGACUGUAUCUCAUUCGAACUCUAGCAACACAGUGUCAUCAUCAACAGCAAAUACUUACCCUGUGUCAUCUACUGGUCGUUGCCCUUACUGCAGUGCGUCUGAUGUCAAAUAUAUCAUUAUAGUGUCGGAAAACACCAAAGAUACUGAGCUACCACAGAGUCUUCAGGAGUUACUUAAGAGAAAUCAUGCUUUUAAAAUGGCUAAAGGUGACAGUGAACCUCCAUCAUUCCAGUGCCAGAAGUGUCGAUAUGGCUUCAACCUUAACUGGUCAAAAACUAACCUUGAAGAAAUCUUUGGACUGCAACCUACAACAUCUGCACCCACUGCCACUACUGCUGCCUCCUACACAUCAACUGCGUCAGUGCCCUAUCAGGCACGUCCUGCAUCUUACAUGACGUCUACUGCUUACCCACGCUACCCCCCACCAAGUGUGUUACCACCAGGAUACCCACCCCCUGUGGGGGUGCCUCCACCUGUACCCUACCAUGGCUAUUCACCUACCUACCCCAGUUAUUAUGGUUCAUAUUAUCACCCUCCUGCAAUCCCCCAACCUGCAGGAUCAUAUUCUCCCUACUCACCGGCUGUAGCACCCCCUAGGAUACCUCUCCCUGGGACAAUUCCACCUGGAAUGCCCCCACCUGGCAUACCACCCACUGGGAUAUCUCCUGCUGGUAUACCACCCCCUGGGAUACCUCCUCCUGGUAUACCACUCGCUGGAAUUCCUCCUCCUGGUAUACCAAUCCCUGGGAUUCCUCCUCCUGGUAUACCACCCCCUGGGAUUCCUCCUCCUGGUAUACGGCCCCCUGGGAUACCUCCUCCUGUUGUACCACCCCCUAGGACACCACCUCCAGGUUAUCUCCCACCAGCUGUUCCCACAAUCCCUCCACCUGCAACUGCUUGGGGAAGUUACACACGCCCCACAUACCCCACCCGUCCACACUACCCUCCCGCUUCUACAGGGUACCUCCUACCUCCCACUGGAAGACCCUAUCAGCCACCACCACAGAUUGUGACUCCUCUGAGGGCUAGGGCUCCACGCCCUUUGUACCAGCCUGUAGUACACAGUGGGAUGUCAGUGCCACCAGGAGCCACUCCAUCCCAGCAGGAGCCAAGUGCUGAACAGACUGUUGAAGGUGAAAUCAGUAAAGUAGCAGCUGCGAGAUUUGAGAUGGUGUUAAAUCAGAUCGACCUAGCAAAGGCUCGUGUCCGCCACGAGAAGAAGCUGAUGAAAGAGUUUCAAAAGGAAGUUCUUGGGACCACUGCAGCAGACAUUGAGAUGCUUCAUCAGCAGGACACUGAGGAACCUAAUGCACUGACAGAUGAGGGACAAAGCAUGCCAGAAUAUGACGAAAAACCACCUGGUGAUGAUGAUACAGGUUUUGGCCCUAAUGUCAUUAUCACCCAGUCAUUAGAGGAAACGAAAAUUGCCGAUUCGCCAGUGAACACCUCGGUACUAGCACAUUCUGUUUCGUCAUCACAGCCAAUGCCAGCGGAUAUCAAUGAAAAGCCACAGAUUCCAGUCCAUGAACAUAAUGCUGAAACCGGCAACCUGAUAGACAAUGUUGCCGUUGAAACUGGCCACGACUCCAAGAAAGAUCUAGGCAAUGAAGAUGUUGAAAAUGAUUUACCAGAGACCACGGAAACAAGUCUCAAGAAGACAGUUCCAACUCGAGGUGGUCGUCCUGGACGAUCUAAACAGCAAAACAAGUUGCCGCCUCCUAGAGCUGUAGCCUCCACUCGACAGACGCGACGAUCUCGAAAAUCUGAACCUACUACCUCUACAGAUGAUACGGACUCCACAGCAGGCGAGGAGGAAGCUGCAGCAGUGACUGGAAGGUCAAGACUAUCCCAAAAGACCCGACCACCCAGCAGAGGGGUAAAGAGGCUGGAGAUUGGAGCUGUCCAAGACAAUGAAGUGCAUGGAGGUGUUGUAGCGAGUGACGUUGAGAUGGGUGAAUCAUCAGAUGUGUUGAGUCAGAGCAGUGCUGUUCCUCAGACUGAAAGUGAUUCGCAGGACGUACCCAGUGAAAGCUUGCCCUCCUCCUCGGAAGCAGAAGCUGCUCCUGUAGUUCCCAGUGCCACAGCUCGCCCACAACGUGGAAGGGCCACACGAGGCAGAAAACGAAAGCAGGAAAGCGUUGAAAAGGAAGUUCCCGGGCCAUCAGUCAGAAAGUCACGACGAGUGGCAGCAGAAAAUUUGACUGUAGAGGAACUCCACAGUGAAGAAAAUGAGGAGCUCGAAGAUGAAAAAAUGUUAGUAGACAAUCCAGUUGUCUUAAGCCAAGGGGAAGACACAGAAAUGACUACCACAUGUCCCAGGGUAGGACGAUCCAAAAGAGGCGUCACCCAGCCUGAUCAUGGUGAUGACGAGUCAACAGCUGAUGGCAGUAACCUUGAUCAAAGUGAAACGGAGUCUACGACAGUGACACAAGAACCUGAUAAGCCCAUCACAGAGAGACGCACUAGUAGACGCCAAACGAGAUCUGCGCAGAUACCGCAAGAGCCAGAAGAGUUAACAGCAAGUGAAACUAAAACUGAUCCUCAAACAGAAGAGUCUACAGUCACUGUACAGGAGGAGGACGGAGCACAAGAAGAUGAAAAGACCACGAGCAAUCGCCGAACUCGUAGAUCAGCACCGAGAAAUGUUUCACAGGAAAGCGUUAAAACUGCCAGCCAUCGCCAAACACGAAAAUCCGUACAGCUGCAACCGCAAGAAUCUGACGCGCCAGACACUGAGCAGAAAGCCGACAGCAAUCAAGUUCAAACGCUAGAAAGUGACACGCCCAGCGACAACAAACUCACGGAUGACCAGCCAUCUGUGUUGGUUGAGCAGAAAGUAAUAGCCCCAAACGGUUCGUUGGGGGCUGAAGAGAAGGCCAACCGCCGGACAAGAAAAUCUCGGAAAUCUUCGGCUUCAAGCGAAGAUGCAUCGGUUAGUAGUCGAGUUGACGUUCAUGAGUCCCAGGAGUCCGAUGCGUCGACGACAACAGAGGAACUUGCUAGCAAGCGUCAAACGAGGUCUCGAAAAUCACCAGCCUUGCGCAAACUUGAAACAACCCAGUCUGAUACACCCACAGUAGGCGAAGCUGAACAGACACCACCAACACGGAAAUCUCGGCGCAGAUCUUCAGCUUCAAACGAAGACACAACAACAGGAGCUGCUCAGUUGUCGGUAGCUGAACCCGACCCCCCUGAAGGCAGUGCUUCUUCAAGGCGAACUCGCAGGAACAAAUCCACACCCACGACUCAAGAAACUACUGAGCUACCACAGGAAUUGGACAGUCUGACUGCGGAAGGAGAUAUUGUGGAGGUAGAUUCUAUAGUGCCUCAGAAAAGAGCGUCUAGGAAAAGCGCGCCGGUGGAAUCAACUGCAACAAUCACUAAAAGAGUUACUAGAAAUCGGCAGAAAAAGUAAACAGGUAUGGCUCUGGCCCAGGCCACGCCGCUGUUGUGUACUGAACGGGAUAUUGUUCGACCGAGAAAACUGAGUUUUAAUUAGUCUUCAGUGGACGUUCUUGACAGAUUCUAAGAGCGGUGUGAGAUCUUUUUCCAUCUUGGUCGCUUAGUCUCCAGUGUUAACAAUCAUUGUUUGGUUAUCGCAUUGUUCAGAUAUUUUAUGGCUCAAUCUUUAAACUGAAGUUAGUAUUGGCACAUCCAGUUGUACUUGACCGUGGUCGUUCAAGAUUUUGCCACUAGCAAGGAAUGUUGUUUCGUACCGAACAGCCGUUUUUUUGCACGACGACUGUCCAAGAAAAUAGUUGUUUUGUGUUUCGUCGUAAAAGGUGCCAUUGUAAAUAAGACAAGUUUGAGUUGGACGAGAGCAGAAGGGUAACAUUAAAGUUUAUUCAGGUUG
This is a messenger RNA of Orbicella faveolata, 4713 nucleotides long. RefSeq lists its product as uncharacterized. The record is from RefSeq and is a predicted model, not a curated record. NCBI's taxonomy places the organism in Eukaryota, Metazoa, Cnidaria, Anthozoa, Scleractinia, Merulinidae.